UUUUCAUUGGUGGCUUACCUUUAUGACUGAUUUAUGGUAACAGUUUUUUUUUUAUAUAAAUAAUAUCAAGAUAGGAUAGAUUUGUUGGUGAGAAAGAGGAGUGUAACGGGGGAAGUGUUAGGUGUGAAUAAUAAUGAGGCAGACACAGAGCAGUGGGUGUUGACACGCCGCACAGACGCGCACGUUUUAUUUAAUACACAGGCUGUCACUAGGAUACCAGCAAUGGUAGCCCAUGUGUCAGAUUUAAUAAAGAAAACAAAACUAAAAAUAAAUGUUUGCCACACAAGGCGAGUGCUAGCCUCAUUAAAAGAGGCUGCUUCAGGAACCUACUACACUACAGUAAGCCUCUCUGUACUGGUCGGGAUCAACAUUCUGUAAACUAACCUAGUGCUGCUGCUCCCAAAGUCCCGGCCUCUCAGCGACUCCGGGUCGUUGCAACAGUCCUGGCUGGACAGAGGCUUUACAAGCACCGUCUUGCAGUUGAAGGGUUCCGUAGUAGUUAAUCCUAAAGACGCCUUUUGAGAUGCACGUCUCCCCAGCCAAUCCGGACCUCCCAAUCAGCUCAGCAUCUGGUGAGCCUAACUGCUCAAUUGGUUGCCUAGCAACGUGUCUCCUGUUCCGCAUCCCAGCUGCACACAUUCGCACAAGAACCAGCGACAGGGUUCUCCCUGUCACAAGAAGAAAUUAGAGGCAUUUAAAACAGUACUUUUUAGUUAGUUUGAAUUUCAUUUUCUCAAAUUCCCAGGUGAGUCUUUGGUUUGGAAAUUAAAGUAUUUUAUUAAAAGAGCAUUAUUUGUUGUCUGUUUACAUUGUAUAUUUCAGCAUGCUUCAGUGGAUUUAUGGAGAUACCAAUAUAAACAACGUCAUCCCUUCAUCAAAAGAACAAGGCGUUGCUCUCAUGAAAUGAACUAAAUUCACAGAGCAAUUUUUUUUCAGAAACUGUUACAAAGGAUGUUUCCCAGGGAUGACCAAAAAAAGUCUCAGUGUAACCCCAGCAAUGGAUCUACUAGAAUACUGUGAGCUGGAAUGGAAAGGAAUGACACCUCAUGCUGAUCAAAUAAGGAAGGCCUAUGGAGAAAUCUAUAGGAUACAUAAUAUUGGGUACAUUUGCAGAGUUCGUGGAGACAACUACUGUGCAUUGAGAGCUACACUGUUUCAGGUGCUCAGCAAUGGCAUCCCCUUUCCAUCCUGGAUGAAAGAACAAGAUAUCACAAAGCUCCCUGAGAAGCUGUUUUACUCACAAGGGUGCAACUGGAUACAGCAGUACAGCUUCGGACCAGAAAAAUACACAGGACCAAAAGCUUUUUAUAAGCUACGUAAAUGUGUAGACGUGUUGAAGUUUCAGUGGGCUGAUAUUUAUGGACGCAAGGAUAAGAAGGCACGUGAAAAAGCCUGCAAGCUCCUGUUCAUGGAUGAAGAAAGCGAGUACAAGAUGUACGAGGCAGUGAAAUUCCUCAUGCUCUACCAGGCCAUUGAUAUGUUUGAGGAGAUGAAGCACGGGCAAGAUGUCCCCAAUUUCUGUGCAAUCCUUUUCUCAAGGGACACAUCUUUAGACCCCUUUAGCUUCAUGCUAAACCACCUGAACACCAUUGGUGACUCUGGUGGACUUGAGCAGAUUGAGAUGUUUCUUCUUGGAUACACAUUAGAGCUGCACAUCCAAACCUUCAGACUGUACAAGUAUGGCACAGAGGAAUUUGAAGUUAGUUUCACUGAUGUAUGUGGGAGGGACUGGCACAAGAUCACCCUCCUGACAGAGGAUGACAGACAUUAUAACAUACCUGUUACCCAUCAAUAGGUAGAUGAUGAAACCACAAGAGCCUCUGAGUAAAUCAUGUUUGGUGCUGGUGAUAGUCAGUAUUGAGUCAUGACGGAGCGGGUCACAGCCCUGUUUGUUUUUUAAGUUGUUUAAUAUUGUGGUUCUAUAAACAUUUCCUUGGGGCAGCACUUCCUGCUAGGUACAGUAGCAACCACAUAAUAUGUGAUUCUUUUUUUGACAAAUCUUCAUAGAACUGUGAAGUUAUAAUGUAUAUGUUUGGAAAGGAGAGUGUAACAAAAAAAUGCUGUUAAAUAUUUUAAACAAAACACAAGUAAUGCACUUGAGUUAAGGGUAGUUAUACUAAAUCAAUAGUAUCCAAUUUGAUUUUAACCUUUGUAAUUACUGCACCUGAGUGUCACAUACUCCAGCAGUGAGUGUGUCAUUGAGUCCAAGCCCUUGCUGUUAAAAGCAUCUCUGAUGGGAAUGAUCCUUUGGUCAGAAGGUCUGCUAUGAUGCAGUGUAUUAAAGUAGUGUGGGGGUCAUUACUCAGACAGCCAUAAAGAACAGGUACUAAUUAACCUUUCCUAUCAACCUCCUACAUAGGUGCUGUAGUGAGGGAGAAAAAGAGCCCGAUAUAUGAUUGGAGUUUUAGACAACCGGGUCCAUUCAGUUUAUCUAAACAGUGGCGUAUCUAAAAAAAAAACUGCCACUCAAAGUACUGACAUUAGUUUUGAAAAUGAAACAGUUAACAGUUUAUGUGCUCUGUCUGUAAAAAUAUGUACAAUAGCAGGGAGGGUCAUACAGCAUUUAGUUGUUUAAUGUACAGCACUAGAUCUGUCACAAUUUAGAUAAUUUGAAUUGAGCCCAAUGUGUUGUAUCACGCAUGAAUAUCAUUUGAGAUUUUAUUCAGAGAGUUCUGUGCUGGAAAGCUUCCGAUCCCCUUUAUAAAUGUUAAUGGUCAAUAUUUGACUUUACAUUUAAAUAUGCAAAAAAUUCUCAGGGGCCACAAGGCAUUUCAUCCCAGUGACAGGUUAAUAGACUUUGAAGCUUUUCAUUGGAAUUGAUCAGCCCAUAAGUUUGCUUGGGGUUAUAGAGCAAUGCUUACCCUGUGCACUAUGGAAGUGGCGGAUGGUGUUUUAUUUUCUGUAAAAAAUGUUUUCUAACAUUUGUUUUUUAAUGUUAAUUAAUUUUAAUCAUAUAAGGGAAUAAUAUGAAAAAUGUAAACCACAACAUGGUGUGUGUUGUUGUGAUUAAGGGUAUGUCUUGGUGCACUGUGAGGCAAAAGGCCAAGUGCCCACAUGCCUUAAACCACAGAGUGCCAAACCGAGAGAUUUUUACAGGCCUGUGAUGUCAGAUUAGUCAUAAAAAUAAUCCUGGUUGAUAAUUUACAACAAUGCACAUGUUGUAUUAGCUAAUUGCAAUUGUUUUCAAGAUUUAAAAAAUUGAUUUUACUUAUUUUCAUUCAUUUUUUAAUUUCAUCUUGUGUCUGAAAAAAAGACAAAAAAUUACUGAAACAUUAAAACUGAAAGUUUCAGCUUUUCUGAAAUUAGAAAACGCUCAUUAAGUACACUCCAUGACAUUGUUGUCUUGUUAGGGACCAAAUCUACUAUAUUACCAAAACCUACAUGUACUUUCUUUUUUUUACUACUGUGCAUUAAAACCGUGUUUGCCCUUAUUGACAUGUUAGCACACAUUUAGUUUAUGUAAAUGUUCCUGUAGCGCAUCUCACUCUAUUGUUUGUUUUUACCAACUGCAUUUAAUCAGAUGUAAUAUAUUACAGCUGUUUGCUUUCACACUUGAGAACAGAAUAAAUGUGUGCUGUAUUGCCCACUUCUGUGUGUGUUUUAAAUAGUAACACAUCAAGUGUUAGUCUCUAAGGCAUGUGAUGUUGAUGGCAGAAGCAGUGCCCUAUAUAUACACAGCCCAGCAUUUCACAAAAAACAGACCCUCAUUCUCUAUUGACAACUUAUCAGAUAUAAAUCAUGUAAUUUGAGUACCAGGGAAGCCUGGAGAAAGGGUUUGGGUAUUAGUAUUCCCUAACCUCAGCUGUAAACUGUAAACCAGUACUGUUUAUACCAUGCAUAGCAGGAUUGUGCCCUGAAUUUGAAUCACAUGUCACACAUAAUGAAAUACUGGUGCAAGCUAUCUCAGCCUUCAGGGCAAUACAUCUUAUAUGCCAUCAAGUUUUCCAUUUCAUUUCAGAAACUUAUCACAGCAAAUAGCGGUCAUGGGUAUUGAAUUUUAGGGUACCGUGGCAACUACAUAUUUGCUAAAUACAAAUACAUUCUCAAGCACUGUACUGUUCCUAAAGGGAUUUCUGUCAUUAGUACCUGGAGAUGCUUGUGACAUUCAUAAUGCUUUCAGGGAUUUACUUAUAUCAUGAUAUUCUGUGCUGUGCCUGUAUUCAGUACUUUCAGAUUUAGUCCAGCAUUUACAUGGGUGAAAUAAAGCCUUUGAUAACGAUGAGAAGAUUCAAUUCUGCUUUAUUUUCUCAUGUACAUUAUAAUGUUGAUGUUGUAAGAUGUAGCUGUUUUUAUACAACAUUGUGUAGCACAGAGGUCCUCAAAGUAAUUUUGGCACAGGCAUGAAGUAAUCUUACUUGGCUGUUUG
Polyodon spathula (Mississippi paddlefish) is the source of this 4366-nucleotide messenger RNA. Its product is annotated as inactive ubiquitin thioesterase OTULINL-like. The record is from RefSeq and is a predicted model, not a curated record. The transcript is spliced from 7 exons. Gene Ontology annotation, biological process: protein linear deubiquitination. The coding region runs from base 965 to 1795 and encodes 276 amino acids. Gene Ontology annotation, molecular function: cysteine-type deubiquitinase activity. NCBI's taxonomy places the organism in Eukaryota, Metazoa, Chordata, Actinopteri, Acipenseriformes, Polyodontidae. Gene Ontology annotation, cellular component: cytoplasm.